Messenger RNA from Anolis sagrei ordinatus, 2022 nucleotides. The record is from RefSeq and is a predicted model, not a curated record. NCBI's taxonomy places the organism in Eukaryota, Metazoa, Chordata, Lepidosauria, Squamata, Anolidae.
AGCGGAAGAGCCCUUCUCCUCCCUCCCUCCCUGACCCGCGAUGCCGUCGGACCUGGCCAAGAAGAAGGCGGCCAAGAAGAAGGAGGCGGCCAAGGCUCGGCAGAGGCCCAAGCGAGGGAACGACGACGGUGACGAGCAGCAGGAGAACAACGCCACCGCCAACGGAGGGCAGGAACAGGACUCCGGGGGGCAGCCCACGCCCGAAGCAGCAGGAGAUGUGGACGCGGCCAGCCGGGCUCUGGAGGCCUUUGAGCUGAAGAAGGCAGCAGCGCGGGCGGUGACGGGGGCCCUGGCCUCGCACCCCAACUCCACCGACGUGCACAUCAUCAGCCUGGCCCUCACCUUCCACGGGCAGGAGCUGCUCAGCGACACCAAGCUGGAGCUCAACUCCGGGCGCCGGUACGGACUCAUCGGGCUCAACGGCACGGGGAAAUCCAUGCUGCUCUCGGCCAUUGGGAAGCGGGAGGUGCCCAUCCCGGAGCACAUCGACAUCUACCACUUGACCCGGGAGAUGCCCCCCAGCGAGAAGACGCCCCUGCAGUGCGUGAUGGAGGUGGACACGGAGAGGGCCAUGCUGGAGCGGGAGGCCGAGCGCCUGGCCCACGAAGAUGCCGAGUGUGAGAAGCUUCUGGAGCUGUACGAGCGGCUGGAAGAGCUGGACGCGGACAAGGCGGAGAUGCGGGCCUCGCGGAUCCUGCACGGCCUGGGCUUCUCCCCCCUCAUGCAGCGCAAGAAGCUCAAGGACUUCAGCGGGGGCUGGCGCAUGCGGGUGGCCCUGGCCAGGGCCCUCUUCAUCCGGCCCUUCAUGCUGCUCCUGGACGAGCCCACCAACCACCUGGACCUGGACGCCUGCGUCUGGUUGGAGGAGGAGCUCAAGACGUUCAAGCGCAUCCUGGUGCUCAUCUCCCACUCCCAGGACUUCCUCAACGGCGUCUGCACCAACAUCAUCCACAUGCACAACCGCAAGCUCAAGUACUACACGGGCAACUACGACCAGUACGUCAAGACCCGGCUGGAGCUGGAGGAGAACCAGAUGAAGCGCUUCCACUGGGAGCAGGACCAGAUCGCCCACAUGAAGAACUACAUUGCCCGCUUUGGCCACGGAAGUGCCAAGCUGGCCCGCCAGGCCCAGAGCAAAGAGAAGACCCUCCAGAAGAUGAUGGCCUCAGGGCUGACCGAGAGGGUCAUUACGGACAAGACCCUCUCCUUCUGCUUCCCGGCCUGCGGCAAGAUCCCUCCCCCGGUCAUCAUGGUGCAGAACGUGAGCUUCAAAUACUCCAAAGACGGGCCUUGGAUUUACAACAACUUGGAGUUUGGGAUCGACCUGGACACGCGGGUGGCCUUGGUGGGGCCCAACGGCGCAGGGAAGUCCACGCUCUUGAAGCUCCUCACGGGAGAGCUCCUGCCCACAGAUGGCAUGAUCCGCAAGCACUCACACGUCAAGAUCGGCAGGUACCACCAGCACUUGCAAGAGCAGCUGGACCUGGACCUCUCCCCUCUGGAGUACAUGAUGAAGUGCUACCCGGAGAUCAAGGAGAAGGAGGAGAUGAGGAAGGUCAUCGGCCGCUACGGACUCACCGGGAAGCAGCAGGUGAGCCCCAUCCGCAACCUGUCGGACGGCCAGAAGUGCCGCGUCUGCUUUGCCUGGCUGGCCUGGCAGAACCCCCACAUGCUCUUCCUGGACGAACCCACCAACCACCUGGACAUCGAGACCAUCGACGCCUUGGCCGACGCCAUCAGCGACUUCGAGGGGGGCAUGAUGCUGGUCAGCCACGACUUCCGGCUCAUCCAGCAGGUGGCGCAGGAGAUCUGGGUCUGUGAGAAGCGGACGAUCACCAAGUGGCCCGGAGACAUCCUCUCCUACAAGGAGCACCUCAAGUCCAAGCUGGUGGACGAGGAGCCGGCGCUCGCCAAGAAGACCCACAGCGCCUGAGCCCCACGGCAGGAGGGGAGGGGGAGGGGGAGGAAGGGGGGGCAAGGUUGGGCCUUUCCUCAGAGACUGGUGGCCCCCAACCUGCUGCG